This is a messenger RNA of Puccinia graminis f. sp. tritici CRL 75-36-700-3, 720 nucleotides long. RefSeq lists its product as uncharacterized. Gene Ontology annotation, biological process: translation. Bases 1 to 720 code for a protein of 239 amino acids. The transcript has 4 exons. The record is from RefSeq and is a predicted model, not a curated record. Gene Ontology annotation, cellular component: ribosome. NCBI's taxonomy places the organism in Eukaryota, Fungi, Basidiomycota, Pucciniomycetes, Pucciniales, Pucciniaceae. Gene Ontology annotation, molecular function: structural constituent of ribosome.
AUGGUUGUAACCAAUCUGUCCCCCAACUAUAAAAAUCCUCAAGUAGAUGAAACUGUCUCUUACACUCCUGCAUCCUCUACAGAACUUGCCCCCAUGGACCAAGGAUCAACACCCAUUGGAACCGGGGGCUCAACAGUAGCUACCACACUUGAACACGGCCAAUUUGGAUUGAGAGCACUCAAGCCUCAACUGAGUGCCAAGACACUCCAAUCCUGCAAAACAGCCAUCAAGCAAGCCAUCAAACCAACCAAGGGGGCCCAAAUAUUAUACAACACAGAGCCCCAGUUGUUCAAGUCCUAUUCAAAUCCUACUGCGAUCAUCUCAAAGUUGUUGGAUCAAGUCAGACUUACUGCCUUAUCAUACCAUGGAAUCCUACAAAUUCAACUCAUCAUUCUUCCUGCCCCCACCCCUGAGACACAGGGUUAUUCACCAACAAGAACCUUAAGCUUAGCCAAACAACUGAGAGCGGACACCAACAACUAUCAAGAGAUCUCAGACCAACACCCCUUCAAUCGCUCAAAACAGACAGAAAUUGUGGGAGAAGGACUGAAUGAGAUCAAUCUACGCACCCUCAUCCAACCCCCAUUUCUGGAUUGGAUCAGGCAGAAUAAGGGCUGGAAUGUGUUUGGAGUUCAUGAGCCGUGGCUGGACAGCUCAAUCAGAGAAGCGUCAGAAGGCUAUCCUUGUCUCUCAGUCAGUCUUUCUUUGAAGGGAGAAUAA